UACAUGAAGGAUACUUGCCAAGCAACACUGGACUCUACUUUAGCCUAAACAUCAGGGACAAAAUGCCCCGAGAAUCUGUUUAUGAAUUUGAACCUCUGCUUGUUAAAGGAUUUAAAGAUAGAGAGCAGACGAAGUUUCCAAACAGAUCUCUUCUGCUGGCUGCUUGUGCUGCGUGUAUAGGAGGAACCUUUCAGUAUGGAUAUAACAUAUCAGUCAUCAAUGCACCCACGAUGUAUGUGCAUGAAUUCAUCAACCAAACCUGGAGGGAGCGUUACCAAACGGACAUAUCAGAAGAGAUUCUCACCCUGCUUUGGUCCACUAUCGUGUCUAUAUUCACCGUAGGAGGAUUCAUAGGAGCAACAAUCGGUGGGACGUUGUCUGUGAAGCUGGGGAGGAAAGGGGCACUGCUGACCAAUAACAUAUUUGCAUUAAUGGCUGCUCUGCUGAUGGGUCUGAGUUACCCAACAGGAUUAUUUGAAUUACUCAUCAUUGGACGUUUUUUCACUGGAAUAAAUGCGGGCGUUGCCAUUUGUGUUCAACCUCAGUAUUUGGGGGAAAUAGCUCCAACUGCACUUCGUGGUGCGAUGGGAAUGGGAACUUCUAUUUUCAUCACUGCUGGGAUCUUUAUUGGACAAGUGAAUGGCCUCAAAGAGCUCCUGGGUAAAGAAGAGUACUGGCCCAUCCUGCUCACCACCACAUGUAUCCCAGCGUUCCUGCAGCUCCUCAUCCUGCCCUGGUUCCCAGAGAGCCCGCGCUACCUGCUGAUCGACAAAGGAGAUGAGGAGGGAUGUAAGAAAGCCCUGAAGCAGCUGCACGGUGCCAGCUAUGAUGAUGAAUGGGAGGAUAUCGAAAAGGAGAAGAAUAACUUUUCAGGUUUCCAAGCCAAGAAACCCUGGGAGCUCUUAACCGAUCGUAGUGUCCGCUGGCAGCUGCUCACCAUCGUGCUGCUGAACAUUGCACAACAGAUGAACGGCAUCAACGCUAUUUACUUCUACGCAGGUUACUUGUUCAAACAAUCUGGUAUUCCCGCUCAUAAAAUACCAUAUGUGACCAUUGGCACUGGUGCUUGUGAAUGCAUCACAGCUUUAACAUGUGGUAUGCUCAUUGAAUGUCUGGGAAGGAAAGUACUCAUCACAGGAGGAUACACUUUGAUGAGCAUCUGCUGCAUAUUAUUCACGCUGACGCUCAGUUUUCAGGAUGCCAGCCCAGUGAUUCCAUACUUGAGCAUGAUUUGUGUGUUUGCUUUCAUCCUGAGUUUUGGCUUAGGACCAGGUGGCGUUACUAACAUCUUGACCACUGAACUAUUCACACAAACCACACGUCCUGCAGCGUACAUGAUUGCAGGGUCAGUGAAUUGGCUCAGCUUCUUCUUAAUCGGCCUGGUCUUCCCUUUUAUUGUGCUCGGGCUGCAGCAGUACUGCUUCCUCGUGUUCUUGGUCAUCUGCUCUUUAAUGGCAACGUACAUUUUCUUUGUCAUUCCUGAGACCAAGAACAAAACCUUCCUUGAAAUCCAGAAUGAGUUUCAGUCCUCCAACAACAAAAAUGCCCGCCGUGCUGAUGGAGCAAGGACAACACUGUUAACAUCUUCUAUAUGAAAUAAAACCCAUUACUCAAGCAUGUGAAGUAUUUUAAUAUUUAUGUCACAGAUAAGUGUUUGCUAUAAGGAUUUACAGUCCACAAACACAACACAAUAGAUUAUUGUAUCAAAAAGUGACAUGGUAAUAAAUUAUACUGUAAAUUAUGGUGCAUUGUUUAAUUAUUUGUCUUUACUUAUCUUGUUACUUUU
Larimichthys crocea (large yellow croaker) is the source of this 1786-nucleotide messenger RNA. It is a transcript of the gene slc2a11b, whose product is annotated as solute carrier family 2 member 11b. Lineage: Eukaryota; Metazoa; Chordata; Actinopteri; Sciaenidae. Gene Ontology annotation, molecular function: D-glucose transmembrane transporter activity. Gene Ontology annotation, cellular component: plasma membrane. The coding region runs from base 63 to 1595 and encodes 510 amino acids. The transcript has 12 exons. The record is from RefSeq and is a predicted model, not a curated record. Gene Ontology annotation, biological process: dehydroascorbic acid transport.